GGGCUCGCCCGCGCACCCGACCCACCAUGCCGAGGGGCUUCCUGGUGAAGCGAACCAAGCGCUCGGGCAGCUCCUACCGCUCGCGCCCGGCCGAACCGCUUUUCCCGCCGCCGGGUCCCCGCGCUGCUGCACCGCCCUCGCCCGACGAGCCCGGCCGGGGACUGUCGGGGUCCCCUUGCCUCGCGCCCCCUAAGGCGGUGAGGAGGCUGAGCUUCGCAGACGAGGUGACCACGUCCCCGGUGCUCGGUCUGAAGAUCAAGGAGGAGGAGCCCGGGGCGCCGGCGCGGGCUCUGGGCGGCGUCCGCACGCCGCUGGGGGAGUUCAUCUGCCAGCUGUGCAAGCAGCAGUACGCGGACCCCUUCGCGCUGGCUCAGCACCGCUGCUCCCGCAUCGUGCGCGUCGAGUACCGCUGCCCCGAGUGCGACAAGGUCUUCAGCUGCCCCGCGAACCUCGCCUCCCAUCGCCGCUGGCACAAGCCACGUCCCGCGCCCUCCUGCGCCGCGAGUAAACCUCCCUCCGCGCCGUUGACCCCUCCGGACCCUUCCCUGGCGGCGGGCAAGGAGAACGGCCGCAUGCCGCGGACCGACGAUCAGCACCCGCAGGCCCGGGACAGCUCCGGGGCCGGUCAGCACCGGGACAGCGCCACUCUCGCAGGCCUGCAGGCGCUGGUGCACCCAGAGGCAGCACGACCGCAGGCCCCCUACCCCGAGGUGAUGCUCGGGCGCCGCGGUCCCGGGCCAGGCGGUGCCAGCGCGGGGGCGACACCCGAGGUCUUCGUGUGCCCGUAUUGCCACAAAAAGUUCCGUCGCCAAGCCUAUCUGCGCAAGCACCUGGGCACCCACGAGGCGGGCCCGGCCCGUGCACCAGCCCCGGGCUUCGGCUCGGAGCGCACAGCCCCACUCGCCUUUGCGUGCCCGCUUUGCGGGGCGCACUUCCCGUCCGCGGAUAUCCGAGAGAAGCACCGGCUAUGGCACGCUGUCCGCGAGGAGCUGCUACUGCCCGCCUUGGUCGGGGCUCCCUCGGAAGCGGGCCCUGGAGGGGCGUCCGACGGUAGCACUCAGCAGAUUUUCUCAUGCAAGUACUGCCCAUCCACCUUUUUUAGCUCCCCGGGCCUGACCCGGCACAUCAAUAAGUGUCACCCCUCAGAAAGCCGGCAAGUGCUGCUGUUGCAGAUGCCACUGCGGCCUGGCUGCUGAGGGGACUGAGGCCUGGCGAGAUUUUGAGAAUGGCUUGGAGAAAACAAGAUGGGAACUCCUGUGGGGCUUUCUUCAUCUGGCAAUUUCCUCUUUCCUCCCCAUGCCUUCCCUCUUAAAACUCUCCCGGUCACGAUCCGCCCGGGAGAAGGCAGCGAGAUGUUAAACACCCUCUUUAGAGCAGGUAUGUAUCUGACAUAAAAAUCUAUGGUCAAAACUGACAGCUUGAAGUCCUCAUUUCCCCGCUAAAACAGGACAUCCCUUUCCUUAAAACGCCGGAGACCCCAAUGAAUCCUCAAUGGUUUGUAGUUCCUAUGGAAAGUCGCAGUGAACGCGUGCAAGUCUCAGUGUGUACACCUAAAGUGGUCGUCACCAACGUUUCUCUCUCUUGUCACCUCAGGCACUUAGGUCGUUUCUGUCUCAAUAGGGUCAGAUUUCUUGCCUUGUAUAUUCUGUGAAUCAAGCUAUGUGACUGAUGCCAAACUUGCAGGGAAGGAGGACCUACCCUUGUAGACAGGAGUACAAGAGGAUGUUGCUGUCUGGUGUGAAACUUUCUUUCCUCAUUUGGAUGUAUUAGUUCCUUUUUAAAAUUAGGUUUUGGAGGUGGGGAAGGUGCGGCUUAGUGGGAAGGAGUUGGUGUGCUCUCUGAAUUAUUUACCUGUUUUAUGUGCUGCAUCCAGGAGGAGCUACUUAAUUUUUUUCUUACAUAAUCUUUUUUUUUUUUUUAAAAAUACCAUACUCAUUCCUAAAGUUUGAAUGUUUUAGAAAGAUUUAAUUCCAAUUAUGUAACGAUUAUGCUAUAAAUCUGCUGCAUAUUACAUCAAAAACUGUUCAACUUAAGGAGGAUGUAAUCCACCAUGGAACUGAAUGUUAAUUCACUCAAUAUCCUAUAUUUCUUUGCAGGAGCAAUGUUUGAUUUUUUUUUGUAAAUCAUACUCAGUGUAUAUUCUGUAUCUAUUCCCUCAAUAGCCGGGGUCUGGGACACUGGCUGAGUGUUGUCCAACAAUAGAUUUGUAAGCUGCUUCCGCCAAAUAAAUGUACUAUGUAGACUGUACCUGUUUUCUUCUGUCUUAAGAAGUGGUUGAACACAAUGUAUUUUCAAAAGCACAUCUCUUACCUUCCUAAUACCAGCAUUCAACUUUGGAAUCUUAGGGACCUAUUUUGACAGAACACAAAGGCAGGAGAUAGUAUACCUUGCAGAGGAAUAUAACAGUGCUGAAAUGCAAUGGGAAUUCCUCCUUGGAAGCUGAGCUGCGGACUGCAGCUCCAUGGAGGAGAGAAUAGGACUGUUUUUGUUUUAAGUCUACUCAAUAGUGUU
Messenger RNA from Peromyscus maniculatus bairdii (prairie deer mouse), 2511 nucleotides. The record is from RefSeq and is a predicted model, not a curated record. NCBI's taxonomy places the organism in Eukaryota, Metazoa, Chordata, Mammalia, Rodentia, Cricetidae.